Molecule: messenger RNA, 906 nt
Organism: Ilyonectria robusta
Lineage: Eukaryota; Fungi; Ascomycota; Sordariomycetes; Hypocreales; Nectriaceae
Exons: 3
Coding region: 1-906 (301 amino acids)
Source: RefSeq, a predicted model, not a curated record
AUGGAUUCUUAUGGUAUGUUCUACACGCCUUCUGGAUCCUCCUCCCGACCGCAACGCGCUGCUGCUGUUAAAGCCUCCGGCAAGAUCACUUCCCAGUAUGCCGAGUCGAAACUACCACCAUCGCCACCAUCACCUCCAUUAUCAGUACCGCCACCACCACCCAAGCGUCCACGUCGAGCUCAACGCUCUUGUAAGAGCCAGCCUCGCGCCAUUGGCAAUGAUGAUGAGCCCGUUCCAGAACUGGCACACGAUGACACUGUGUUGGUUGCGUUGUCACCCUCUCAGCUUAACGCCGAUAUGACUUGCCGUCCGCGUGGAAAGCCAACUACUCUCCCUGUCGCUGCCCUACUUACGCCGUCCACCGAGUUUUUACGCAAACGCAAGUCUCUCACCGAUGUGGAUGGUGGUGUCCCUUUUCCCCGGACCGAAUACAACGACAGAUAUUUGAACCCCCGUUCGGGUGAAGAGAGACUUGACAACGAAGGGCACUGGGAAAAGAGAGUGCGAGAAGCACUUCAGGACCUGGACUUGCCUCGGUUUGAGACAGGAUCUGAGCGCCCUGUACCCACUACAAUUAUGAGUGAAAGUGAGGGAGAUCCCCUCUCCUUCGUCUACGACAAGCUUCAAGUGCAACCAGGGCGGAACUACCAGGUCGAGAUCGUUGAAAUUCGGGCCCUGUGUAGUCCCGAGAAUAAGAGGCAUCAAGCACUAGCAUGGGAGCUCCGCGGGAGGCAAGGAAACGACAUCCGGGCUUUUCUCCGCCUUAAUAGGACUGGAUUUAUCCUUGAUGAAGUUACGGCAAUCUGUGGCAAGCUUGUGGAUGCUCUCAACAGAUGGCCGGACCUGAAUGCUAUUUUUAAGUUUAAGGGGGCUUACGUACCGGGAAGAGGGUCGCUACUUAUUUAA